CUCUGGUUCCCCUGGCUCGGCCGGCCGGUGCCUCGGCCCCUUUCCUCCCACCGGCCUUUGCCGCCCACCAGGUCGCUCCUUCAGCCCCCUGGCCGCCAUGGAGCAGCCGCCGGCGCCCAAAAGUAAGCUAAAAAAGCUGAGUGAAGAUAGUUUGACUAAGCAGCCUGAGGAAGUUUUUGAUGUGUUAGAGAAACUGGGAGAAGGGUCUUAUGGAAGUGUAUUUAAAGCAAUACAUAAGGAAUCUGGUCAAGUUGUGGCAAUUAAACAAGUACCUGUUGAGUCAGAUCUGCAGGAAAUAAUCAAAGAAAUUUCCAUAAUGCAGCAAUGUGACAGCCCAUAUGUUGUAAAGUACUAUGGCAGUUACUUUAAGAACACAGACCUCUGGAUUGUUAUGGAGUACUGUGGAGCUGGCUCUGUCUCGGACAUAAUUAGAUUACGAAACAAAACAUUAACAGAAGAUGAAAUUGCUACUAUUCUUAAAUCUACUUUGAAAGGACUGGAAUAUUUACACUUUAUGAGAAAAAUACACAGAGAUAUAAAAGCUGGAAAUAUUCUCCUCAACACAGAAGGACAUGCAAAAUUGGCAGAUUUUGGAGUGGCUGGUCAGUUAACAGAUACAAUGGCAAAACGCAAUACUGUGAUAGGAACUCCAUUUUGGAUGGCUCCUGAGGUAAUUCAAGAAAUAGGCUAUAACUGUGUGGCUGACAUCUGGUCCCUUGGCAUUACUUCUAUAGAAAUGGCCGAAGGAAAGCCUCCUUAUGCUGAUAUACAUCCAAUGAGGCAUCCUUUUAUCAAGAAUGCAAAACCUGUAUCAAUUUUAAGAGACCUGAUCACAGAAGCUAUGGAGAUCAAAGCUAAGAGACAUGAAGAACAGCAGCGAGAAUUGGAAGAGGAAGAAGAAAAUUCGGAUGAAGAUGAGCUGGAUUCCCACACCAUGGUGAAGACUAGUUCGGAAAGCGUGGGCACGAUGCGGGCCACCAGCACGAUGAGUGAGGGGGCCCAGACCAUGAUUGAACAUAAUAGCACGAUGUUAGAAUCUGACUUGGGGACCAUGGUUAUAAACAGUGAGGAUGAGGAAGAAGAAGAUGGAACUAUGAAAAGAAAUGCAACUUCACCACAAGUACAAAGACCAUCAUUCAUGGACUACUUUGAUAAACAGGACUUCAAGAAUAAGAGUCAUGAAAACUGUAAUCAGAACAUGCAUGAACCCUUCCCUAUGUCCAAAAAUGUUUUUCCUGAUAACUGGAAAGUUCCUCAAGAUGGAGACUUUGACUUUUUAAAAAAUCUAAGUUUAGAAGAACUACAGAUGCGGUUAAAAGCGCUGGACCCCAUGAUGGAACGAGAAAUAGAAGAGCUUCGUCAAAGAUACACUGCAAAAAGACAGCCCAUUCUGGAUGCGAUGGAUGCGAAGAAAAGAAGGCAGCAAAACUUUUGAGUCUAAUUUCUUCUCUGUUUCUGUAACUAUUCUGGAGACCAAGAAACCACUAAGAAUUGAAGGAAUACUAUGAUUUUUUUUUUUAAUCCCUAAGAUUUGUGCUCUCCAACUAGGCAGUGGUCAAAAACUGAUGAUGGUACAUACCCAGGUAAAUUCCCCAAAGGCAGAAUUUACAACUGUAGCCACUGUGUUUUCAAUUUUAAAGGAUGAAAACAACAGAAAUGUAUUCUUCUCUGUAUGUCAGCUGCAUACCAGCAGUAAAAGUAUGUUACAAAACGAAGGCUGUGUUUAGAGACCUUGAAAAUCCAAAGCUAUUGUUUAAUUGUACAGCACUGAAGGGCUUUAUGUUACAAUAUUCUUUAUUCUUAUCUAGUAGCCUAUUUAUUGUAUCCCCUUAGGUAAACUUAUUUAUUUAUGCUAUUUCACUUUGUUUUGUUUUUUAAGGACAAGAUCAGGAUAGCUUUGGUGAAGGUAGGGACUUAUUAAGAGAUGAUAAUGUACAACCAAAUUAUACUUUAAGCAGGGAGCUCUGGGGUACUUUCCUUGAUUUCCAGGAUAGUUUUCCAAUAGAAGCAAAGCAAUAAUAGCAAUAGUACCCAAAUGGGCCAGUCAUAUUUUAUACUGAAGCAAUAAUUCCAUUUUUACCUACUGAAAUUUUGUUUAAUAUUUUUGCUUUUGAUGUUUGAUACAAAAUAGAACUAUAUAUAUUUAGGUCAGACGGAGCUGUAAUGUUUAAAACCAAAGAAAUCAAUGGAACCCUUGCACAAAAAAAGUGUGGUAAAUAUUUUAAAAGAGAUAAAUUCAUAAGGCAAAUGUAAUUUGUUAAUAUUGUUUCAUGUGCAGGUCUGAUAGCUAAACUGUAUCAAACUUAAGCUCAUCAGAUUCAUUUCUGUGAAAGCGUGCUCAAUUGUCACAGGAUUUUUUUGUUGAUUUCAUUUAUUUCCUGGGAAUUGAUAAACAUCAUGUGCCUGACGAUAACAGAACAGCAGAAACAUUUGUACUGAACUGUGCAAGCCUUGGGGACUGAAAAAAAGAUUAAAACCAUUAAAAAGAAACUCAUUUCUAAGCUGAGUGAACAUUUGCGUGAUUGAACUGGGACCAGUCAUUUCCAUAUGGCCAUCUUGACAUAUGUUUGUUCUUUUGUGUGUUUAAUUACUAUGUGUAUAUCGUAAAGACAAAUAAAUUUUACUGUGCCACCCAGCA
Molecule: messenger RNA, 2638 nt
Organism: Diceros bicornis minor
Lineage: Eukaryota; Metazoa; Chordata; Mammalia; Perissodactyla; Rhinocerotidae
Gene: STK3
Product: serine/threonine kinase 3
Exons: 10
Coding region: 98-1435 (445 amino acids)
Biological process (GO): protein tetramerization; protein phosphorylation; regulation of MAPK cascade
Cellular component (GO): cytoplasm
Molecular function (GO): ATP binding; protein serine/threonine kinase activity
Source: RefSeq, a predicted model, not a curated record